Molecule: messenger RNA, 1668 nt
Organism: Microthlaspi erraticum
Lineage: Eukaryota; Viridiplantae; Streptophyta; Magnoliopsida; Brassicales; Brassicaceae
Source: the annotation of a GenBank genome assembly
AUGGAUCUCAGGAGGCCGGCGAGCCCAGUGUAUGCCCGCCAAUGGAGCCGAUCAUCUAACAACACGGAAUCGAGAUCGCCGUCGAUGUCUCCUGCUCACCGGAAGCAGCUCAAUGGCGCCGGAGGUCUAUCCACCGUCAGACGGACCCAGAACGUAGCCACAAAGGAGGCGGCUCAACGGUUGGCUAAAGUUAUGGCCUUACAGCACAAGCACACUGACGACGAAGAUGAUGACGACGAUGAAGACAACGAAUUCAAAUUCGCAGUUCCUUCUUCUGUAACCACUAACUUACCGGCGGCGGUUCCUUCCUCUCGCCGGAAUCGAUCGCAGUCUCCUGCGAUAGGAAGAAACACGACGGAGCAAGUGAGUUCGGUGCGGUCAUCAUCUGCGGGAAGGCCAUCGACGUUUGGUAGAGCCAGAGCUCCGAGUGCUUCUCCGAAUUGGAUGCCGCCUAGGACGAAUUUGAUUCCUCCGGUGGCUAUUCAUCCGCCUGACAGAGAUCAAAGAUAUUUUGAUGAUCAUCUACGCUUGUUAGAUUCGAGAGGUAAAGGUUAUCAACGGGAAGCUUCAUUUCUUCGUGAUGAAGUGGAUAUGCUGCAAGAGGAGAAUGAGAAUGUAUUGGAGAAGUUUCAUCUUGCCGAAGAAAAACGCAAGGAAGCAGAAGCCAAGACUAGAGAGCUGGAGAAACAGGUUGCUUCUCUUAGUGAAGGAGUGUCUCUGGAGGCCAAAUUGAUAAGUAGGAAGGAAGCAGCAUUGCGCCAAAGAGAGAUUGCUCUUAAGGCUGCUCAAGAGAAAAAAGAUGAGAAAGAAGAGGAAAUUGUCUCCCUCCGUUCGGAAAUUCAGAACAUGAAGGAUGAGGCAGCAGCAGCUGCAGAACAGCUUCAAGAAGCAGAGUCUGAAGCAAAGGAUCUUCGUACGAUGAAUCAGAGAAUGGUUUUAACACCGGACGAAAUGGAGGAAGUAGCCUUGAAGAGAUGCUGGCUUGCCCGAUAUUGGGGUUUGGCAGUGGAGCAUGGUAUUUGUGCUGACAUAGCAGCAUCUAGGCAUGAAAUUUGGUCGGCUUUAGCUCCACUUCCAUUUGAGCUGGUCAUAUCUGCAGCACAAAGGGCCAAAGAGUCGUCUCCUGAUCAAGGUGGGAGUGAUGAGAGCCAGACUGAUAGAUUUCUAAGUGAGCUAACUGGAGAAGGAAAUAUCGAAAGUAUGCUUUCAGUGGAGAUGGGUUUGAGAGAACUAGCGGCCUUAAAGGUUGAGGAUGCCGUUAUGCUUGCAUUCGCCCAGAAAAGAACACCGAGUUUGAUUCGUCAAGAUUCAAGAGGGCAUGGAGAACUAAGAUUUGUAGAGGCAUACGAACUCAAAGAAGGGGAACAAGAAGAUGUUUCCUUUAAGCAGGCGUGGCUAACGUACUUUUGGGCUAGAGCCAAGCUGCACGGUGUGGAAGAAGACAUUGCUGAUGAACGUUUCCAGUUUUGGAUCAGCCGUAGUGAAGGACAAGGACAAUCUCCUACUUCUCAUGAUGCCAUUGACGUGGAACGAGGUAUGUUAGAGCUAAGGAAACUAGGAAUAGAGCAGAAACUAUGGGAAGCUUGCCGCAAAGAAACCGAUCAGCCUCUUCCAUCUUCUUCCUCUACCUCUACUCUCUCAAAUCAAAACCUCGAUGCUAAUUUAUAG